CUCCCUUUCUCUGCCAUCUUGUGGCAGAGCCAUGGGGACCUGCUGUGAUCAAGACUUCAGGACACCACCAUGUCUGGGAGAUUGUGGUCUGAGGCCAUUUUUGCUAGCUAUAAAUUUGGCCUCCGAAACAAGAGGGAGCACACUGCCCUUCUGAAAAUUAAGAGUUAUGCCUGGGACUAGACUGAAUUCUCCUUGGGAAAGAGAUGGGCCUAUGUAUACAAUGCUAAACAUCACACUGUGACUCUUGGUGGCAAGCCCAUCGCAACGCGAGACAGCUGGGCAAAAGUAACCCAUGCCCAUGGAAACAGUGGCUUGCUUCAUACUAAGUUCCAACCCAAACUUCUUGCCAAGACCAGGGGACACAGAAUCAGAGUGAUGCUGUGUCCAUCUAGAAUCUACAUUUUUACUGAAAAUACAGUUCAGAAUUUUACUUCUGGGGGAAUUCUGCACCACUAUGACUAUCAAAGUCCUGUUACAGACUACUGUGAUAUGAUUGACUACUGA
This is a messenger RNA of Chelonoidis abingdonii (Abingdon island giant tortoise), 504 nucleotides long. The record is from RefSeq and is a predicted model, not a curated record. NCBI's taxonomy places the organism in Eukaryota, Metazoa, Chordata, Testudines, Testudinidae.